Tilletiopsis washingtonensis is the source of this 219-nucleotide messenger RNA. RefSeq lists its product as hypothetical. Gene Ontology annotation, cellular component: mitochondrion. The coding region runs from base 1 to 219 and encodes 72 amino acids. Gene Ontology annotation, biological process: mitochondrial respiratory chain complex I assembly. The transcript has 3 exons. The record is from RefSeq and is a predicted model, not a curated record. Lineage: Eukaryota; Fungi; Basidiomycota; Exobasidiomycetes; Entylomatales.
AUGCCCGUCGCCACACUGCCGCUCGCCGCGCCCGCACGCACGCGCAACCUGCAGCCCGUCAUGGCCCUCGGCCGCUCCGUCGGCGCCUGCUCCGCCUCGGCCCGCAUGUACGGCGCAUGCGUCCUCGCCAACUACGAGGAGGUGCAGAAGGACAUGUGUGCCGCCGUCUUUGCCGAGUUCAAGAACUGCGUGCAGAAGGAGAUGCGCCGCAAGUGGUAG